Messenger RNA from Haliotis rubra (blacklip abalone), 1866 nucleotides. RefSeq names its product protoporphyrinogen oxidase-like. Gene Ontology annotation, molecular function: protoporphyrinogen oxidase activity, oxygen as acceptor. Gene Ontology annotation, cellular component: mitochondrial inner membrane. Bases 113 to 1540 code for a protein of 475 amino acids. Gene Ontology annotation, biological process: heme biosynthetic process. The record is from RefSeq and is a predicted model, not a curated record. NCBI's taxonomy places the organism in Eukaryota, Metazoa, Mollusca, Gastropoda, Lepetellida, Haliotidae. The transcript is spliced from 11 exons.
ACCUCUGACCCAAUAUGUCACCAUGUGAAGAUGUAGGACAGGUGUAUUCACGGAGUGUUUUUAAAUAACGACGACCAUUCACGAUGUGUGGUUCUAUUACCCUGGACUAAUUAUGUCGACAGCAGUAGUUUUGGGUGGGGGAGUCAGCGGACUAGCGGCGGCGUACUAUCUACAGAGGCAGACAGCCGCAAAAUUUGCUAAGAUUAUUCUACUGGAGGCGUCGGACCGUCUCGGAGGCUGGGUGAGGUCAACGCGGUACGACAAUGGAGCAGUGUUCGAGCAUGGUCCCCGCAGUCUACGGCCGGUGGGAGAUUCAGGAAUCAACUCACUCAUGCUGGCAGAAGAACUGGGGCUGUCCAAUCAAAUUCUUCCAUGUCUUUCCACCAGCGCUGCAGCUAAAAACAGAUUCCUGUUUAUUGAUGGUCAGAUUCAUGCCCUACCUAACAGUCUAAAGUCCAUCUUGAGGACACAAGCACCCUUCACCAAGCCGAUGAUCUUGAGUGGUCUGAAAGAACUCCUUACAAAGAAGGGAGAUAACUCUGACGAAACUGUUCAUGCUUUUGUAGCCAGAAGAUUUGGGGCGGAGCUUGCCGACUAUGCUGUUGACCCGAUGUGCCGUGGGAUAUUUGCUGGAAACUGCCGGAACCUGAGCGUGGACGCAUGCUUCCCGAUGCUGACCAACAUGGAACGAGACCACGGGUCGGUCAUCAAGGGCAUGUUGACGCCAAAAAGUAAGAAGAGAGAGAUUCCAUCCUCGUCUCUGGUGCGGGUGUCGGAGUUGGAGAAGUGGGUUUCGUGGUCACUGCGGACAGGCUUGCAGGAACUGACCGAUACUAUGUCCACUGUGAUUGGCCAGAAUAGUACAACAGAGGUCAGGACCUCCACACCAUGUAUGGGCAUUGAGCUGCUGCAUGAUGGGAAACUCAAGGUGAAGACUGAAGGGGAAGACAUCACGGCCGACCACGUCUUUUCUGGUGUCUACUCAAAAAAUUUGGGAAGCUUGCUCCCUGCCAGUCCUUUGAAGGAUAACUUGAUGGAGAUUCCUGCCGUCUCGGUUGUUGUCAUCAACAUGGAGUACGAGGGACUGCAACUCCCGUAUGAGGGUUUCGGUCACCUCCUUCCAUCCUUCGAGAGUGGUCCAGUACUAGGUGUGAUCUAUGAUUCCUGUACCUUCCCUGAACAUAACAGGGGUGACAUGACCGACAGCACACGUGUCACGGUUAUGUUGGGCGGAGCUUGGUUUGACGAUCUGGUGAAGCUAACCAAUCUAGAUGAAUCUCACUUAAAGCAAAUUGCACAUGAUGCUUUGAAGACACAACUUGGCAUCACGGAGAAACCUAUACGUACAUACGUCACAUUGCAGAAGGACUGUAUUCCCCAGUACAUCCUUGGCCACAACAAGCGACUGUCAUCUAUGGACAAAUACCUGGCCGACACAAAGCUUCCCCUGAGUCUCAUUGGUUCAUCAUAUCGAGGUCCGAGCGUUAACGACUGUAUAUACAACACUCGGCUAACUGUGGAGAAAGUAUGCAACUCAUGAUACAUAUUAAAGUACACAAGAUGUAUGGUUCAUUUUAGAUGAUAGAAGUUUUCUACUACUUAUAUUUUUGAUAUACUGAGUAUUUUCUAUUUAUGUACAUUGAAAAUGCAAGGUUGAACAUAGAAUAGUAGGAGCUUUCACUGGUGAACGUUUUAAUAACAACGAUGUUCUGGUUAUGUCAUUUGUGUAGCUAAAUAAUGAAAAAUGAUUUCUGGUAUUGUUCAUCUUUGUAUUUAACAGUUUAAUAUAAUCCAAAAAUAAUAUACAUGACAUUGUUUGAAAGACUUGCUUCUUUCUUUGAGCAAAAUAAAAUUUAUCCAAGUUGA